UUGUAAUAUAGCCUUCUAUUUGACCGUUAAAUCUGUUAAAGAUUUUCAUGGUUGUACGUGAGUGCUAAUCUAAUGAUUAUGUACAGACGCCGAAAUCUUGUUCCCUCAAACCGUGGAUCUUAUCGACUUCUAUCAAUUUCCUCUGCUCAAAUGAUGAUUGAAUCCCCAUGCCAAAAUCAAAUUCUUGAUCAAACAUUCUCCAAUCAAAGUAUCCACAUAACCCAAACACCAAAAUCAGAAUUUUCACAUAUACUGGAACCAAAAUUUUACCUUUCUAGACUCGUCAAGUGUAAAAAUCUUUCACCAGUUUAUCAAAUACAUGCUCAAGUAAUUGUUAAUGGGCUGCUCCAAAAUCCCAUUGUUACUAAUAAAAUUCUUUAUACAUAUACGUUGCACAAGGAUUUAGGGAAUGCAAGUGCAUUAUUUAGAGGGUUUAGUAAACCAGACCCGUUUUCUUGGAGUGUUAUGGUUGGCGGAUAUGCUAAAGCUGGUGACUUUAUGAAUUGUUUUAGAACAUUUAAGGAGUAUAUAAGGUCCGGAAUUGUGCCUGAUAGCUAUACUUUGCCUUUUGUGAUAAGGGUUUGCCGAGAUACAAAGGAUUUGCAAAUGGGUAGAUCGAUACAUAAUGUUGUUUAUAAGUUCGGGUGGAUUUCAGACCCUUUUUCGACUGCAACACUAGUGGACAUGUACGCGAAAUGUAAGGUUAUCGAGGAUGCAACACAGCUGUUUGAUGGAAUGCUGAAGAGGGACCUUGUUAGUUGGACUGUGAUGAUCGGGGCGUGUACUGAGUGUGGAAAUGCGGAUGAGGCACUGGUUUUGUUUGACAGGAUGAAAGCGGAAGGAACUGUGCUGGAUAAGGUUGCUAUGGUAAAUGUUGUGAACGCUUGCGCAAAGUUAGGGGUGAUGCAUAAGGCAAAGAUAGUUCAUGAUUACAUUCGAAGGACGAAUUUUUCACUGGACGUGAUCUUGGGGACUGCAAUGAUUGAUAUGUAUGCAAAGUGUGGGAGUGUCGACUCUGCCAGGGAGAUAUUUGAUCAGAUGAGAGAGAAGAACAUUAUAUCAUGGAGUGCAAUGAUUGCAGCUUAUGGAUACCAUGGGGAUGGCCAGAAGGCUCUGGAUUUGUUCAAUAUGAUGUUGGGGAGUGGGAUAUUGCCUAAUAACAUCACAUUUGUUUCACUCUUGUAUGCUUGUAGUCACUCUGGGCUUGUUGCAGAGGGUCUUCAACUUUUCUCAUUGAUGCAAGAUGAGUAUGGAGUAAGACCAGAUGCAAAACAUUUUACUUGUAUGGUUGACCUAUUUGGUCGGGCUGGAAAGCUCGAUCAGGCCUUGAAAUUGAUCGAGGAUAUGAGUAUUGAAAAAGAUGAGGGACUCUGGGGUGCACUGCUUGGUGCAUGUAGGAUUCAUGGUCAUGUUGAACUAGCAGAAAAGGCAGCAGAGUCCCUCAUUGAAUUACAACCCCAAAAUGCAGGACAUUAUGUAUUGCUUUCAAACAUAUAUGCCAAAGCAGGUCGAUGGAAAGAAGUGGCAAAGGUUAGGAAACUAAUGACCCAUCAGCGAUUAAAGAAAGUUCCCGGUUGGACAUGGAUUGAAGUAGAUAAUAAGAUCCAUAAAUUUAGUGUGGGGGACUGUACUCAUCCCCUAUCGAAGGAGAUAUAUGAGGAACUGAAGCAGUUGAGAGAGAAAGUAGAGCUGGCUGGGUACGUUCCUGAUACAAAUUUUGUGCUGCACGAUGUUGAUGAGGAACUCAAGUUUGGAUGUUUGUACGCUCAUAGUGAAAGGUUGGCAAUAUCAUUUGGACUAAUCAGCACCCCUGAGGGAACCCCAAUUAGAAUUACAAAGAAUCUAAGGGUUUGUGGAGACUGUCACACAUUUAGUAAAUAUGUCUCUUUGAUUACACAUAGGGUAAUUAUUGUUCGUGAUGCCAAUCGGUUCCACCAUUUUAAAGAAGGUGGUUGUUCUUGUGGAGAUUACUGGUGAAUGGCGUAUCGUAUUCUGAAAAAUAAGUACGAGGCAUACAAUCUACUCGAUGAUUAUUAACUAGGCCAGAAGUAGUAAAAGAUGCUGUGUAUGGGCCACACAUUUCCCAUUUCUAGGCACGAAUGGGCAAGUACCACAACCUACAUCAGAAACCAGAGCUAUAUUAUCAACUAGAAUCAGUGAAUUUGCCCUAUGGUUAAAAUCAGACUUCAAAUUUUGGAUUACUUGUAGAGCAUCACAAGAAAACUGGCCAGUACUGAUCUUGAGGAAGCAGCAAUAACCAGCCCCUCAUGGUUCCGUAUAACAGACGUUGACCUCCUGCCAUCUUUAACCGAGGAAGAUGACCAAAUGAAUCUCUCGUCAGGAUGAGAUAGACGUAUCCUUGCUGUGUUAUUUCUUUUGGUAAGAACUAGAGAUCAUCGGUUUGAAUCUCAGCUCAGACAAUAUAUUCUAUUAUUGGAAAAAAAAGCUUAGUAUGUUUUUGUUGUUGGGGAGACUAGGAGUCUCUCUGGGUAGCUACAUGCAAUUAAUGGACACAAUAAAUUAAAAUAGUAAAUGAAUUCUACAUGAGUACAUAUAUACUUCUGGUCCCUGGAUCAGACCAGCCGAUCUGGUUCGAUUUUUACACCUAUGCACUUAACGUUUACUUGUUAUGCUUACCUAUAAUACAUGGACUGUUCUUUUCAUUCAUUAAGAGUAUGUUUAGCAGAUCAAAGUACACCGGAUAAGGAUUAAAGCUUGUGAGGUGCUUUUUCUGUCGAGCAUUUAAUAAUUAGAAAUCCACAAGGCUGUUUGGUUUGAAAAUUUACUGCUUAUAGAUGCCGCGCUGAAAUUCUUAAAUUUUGUCAUAUAUAUUUUUCAUGCAAGUCUUAAAGUGAAAAGGCAACUAUAUAGCUCAACUGCAUUUUUCUUUAUCUAAAUAUAUAGGCUUUUUUUUUUUUUGGCCCCUCAUGGGGUGGCCGAGUUAAUGGAGUAGGUGAGUGCGGAGGUCUUUGGUCGCGAGUUCGACUCCCCUACCAACACUUUCUUGGUCGAGCGGUUUAGAAUCUUUGAUGAAUAUGAUAUAAAGAGAUCAUAAUGUAUACUUUCUGUGGCUCAAUUUUGGGCUUUUUACUUCCAGUCUUCCAUCAUCACAUACAUUAAAGAUUUUGUAGCCUCCCAGGGCACUUC
Molecule: messenger RNA, 3147 nt
Organism: Olea europaea var. sylvestris
Lineage: Eukaryota; Viridiplantae; Streptophyta; Magnoliopsida; Lamiales; Oleaceae
Product: pentatricopeptide repeat-containing protein At4g21065-like
Exons: 2
Coding region: 73-1977 (634 amino acids)
Biological process (GO): RNA modification
Molecular function (GO): zinc ion binding; protein binding; RNA binding
Source: RefSeq, a predicted model, not a curated record